CUCCAAACAGAAACAUGGAACGGGUAGUGGUGGAGGUCCCGAUCAACAACGGUUUUUCUCUUGCUGGCCCUUCAACAACCCCACGGAAACGUCAGGUGCGCUUUUCAGCACGGCAUGACAUCAUCCUUCUGCGUGAAGUUAUUGCUCAGAACCCCUUUGCCUCCAAAGAGCCAGGACGGAUCUGGGCUCGUGUGGGGGAGAUUAUCACAGCAGCCCUCCAAGAUGAAAAUUUUGAAGUGGAUGCCAGGAGGUGUAGAGAGAGAACGAUGCUGCUGUUAGACUACUACAAGAAGCAAGACUUCCCCAGCUUGCGCAGGUUUGGAACAGAGAGAUUGUACGCCCAGAAAGAGGAUCUGCUCCAUGAAGUUUUGGAGCUGGAGGCUGAGAGGGGGCUCCUGGUCAGUGGUGAAAGCACAAAGUACCAGGAAGAUGAGUUGAGAAAGCGAGCAAUAGAAGAGCUAAGCCUUCCAGAGCAGGACAAGCCUAACAUAACAAUCACACAAACUACUACAGAACCAGAAGAAGACCAUGAAGAAAUGGCUGAACUUUCAGCGGCACCCACAGCCAAGCAGGCCUGCCAGUGUUGCUGCCAGACUUAUUCAGAGAUCCUCAGCUUCCUGGAGAAACGCUCAGAGGCAGAACAACGGUUGCGGGAGGAGGAGCUUGCCCUCCGCAGGGAGGAGCUAGAGAUUCAGAGAAGUAAGAUUGCUCUGGAGCGGGAACGUCUGGGAGCUGAGAGAAAAGAAAGGGAGCGAAGAUUUGAGCUGGAGAGCCAAGAAAGGCAGGUCAUCUUGGACCUUCUUAAAGAAAAGGUGCUGAAAGGCUGAUUUCACUGGCAUUUUAAUGCCAUCUUCAAAAAACUGAAAGCAAAGAAGAACAGUGUUGGCCAUUAAAAAGAGGAAGGAAAGCAAUGAAACAGGACGUAAAAAUAUAAAUUGCUGUUGGUUGUUAUAUGCAGGUUAUUGACCUGGUAAAAUAACAAAAUAAAAUGGGAUUAAAGGGAUAUCCAGUGAAUUGAGAUUUCAAAUGGAGGGCAGUCUUUGAGUAAUAUUAUGGGUGUCUGAGUGUGUGCAGACAUACAGUAUACAGUAUGUGUACCAAACAGGCAUAAACUGACUGGGUCUCAAAAGGUCAGCUGCAGAAAGCUAUUCGAUU
Scomber japonicus (chub mackerel) is the source of this 1155-nucleotide messenger RNA. Its product is annotated as scaffold attachment factor B1. The coding region runs from base 15 to 827 and encodes 270 amino acids. The record is from RefSeq and is a predicted model, not a curated record. NCBI's taxonomy places the organism in Eukaryota, Metazoa, Chordata, Actinopteri, Scombriformes, Scombridae. The transcript is spliced from 7 exons.